Messenger RNA from Dissoconium aciculare CBS 342.82, 1536 nucleotides. RefSeq lists its product as uncharacterized. The transcript has 3 exons. Bases 453 to 1121 code for a protein of 222 amino acids. Lineage: Eukaryota; Fungi; Ascomycota; Dothideomycetes; Mycosphaerellales; Dissoconiaceae. The record is from RefSeq and is a predicted model, not a curated record.
GUAGCCCUGGAGGACUGCGGGAUCCCAAGAAAUCCCAAGGUUUCGUGAUCCUGGAUGAACGUCCCGCGCCUGGCCGUCUUUCUUUCGAGGUCCUUCAUCCGUGACCCACAUCCAUCCAUCCCACACACAUCUAUCUAUCCGUGUCACCUAACCUGUCUGCGCACCUCACCACACUGCCCGAAUUCAGCCCUUUCACGUCCACGUCCUCUCCGUUCUCGCGCAUCACGGCAUCGCUGGCGAUACUUGGGCCUCGAAGUGCUGUUCUUGCCCACCGUCCUGGAAGAGCCUCUGGUGUCGAGCUUCCUUCCGAGACCAUAUCAGCGAAACAGCAGCCGACCGGGCAUUCACCUUCGACAGCGCACUCCGCCUGACCCGCCGCACGCGCGACGCCGCUUCUCUGCGUCACGGUUCAAGACGUCACAGCUUGCGCCUCUCGAGACAUCUCCGUCACGAUGUUGACCCGAUCAAUACUCCUCAUCGCCGCUGCGGCCGCCGAACUUGCGACCGCUCACACCGUCAUCACAUACCCGCUAUGGAGAGGCAACAACCUCAUCUCCAGUGGCUCUACUCCACCGUCGAUGAGUCCGACUUCAGUAGGAGUUGACUUUAACAAUGUUAAUGGGACCAUACAACCGACAUUCCCUUGGGGCAUGCAAUACACAUUUCCUUGCGGAGGACUCCCUCUGACUUCCAAUCGCACAAACUGGCCGGUCGGUGGUGGAGCCAUCUCCAUCGCCCCCGGUAUGGCACCUGGCUUCAAGAACUCCUUCAUCUACAUCAACAUUGCCAAGAUCGAGGGCAACGAGCUGGCGCCCGGCAAUUUCUCUCGCCUCGCGAUUCCCCCGUUGGCCAUCACCGGAAAAGAUGACUUCAACCCGUACCCGGGUCAGUUCUGUUUGCCUCAAGUGCCAAUGCCGGCCGGAGUGCAGUUCAAUAUCGGCGACCGUGCCACCAUUCAGGUCGUGCAGGUCGCGGCAAACGGCGCCGCUGUGUACAGCUGCGCGGAUGUCACCCUCUUCGCCAACGGCAGCCCCAACAUUACCACCAUCACCCCGCAGAACUGCUACAACAGCACCGACCUUGCCAUCUCGGGCAUCUUUACUACAACAUCACUCUCGUGAGCCAUUAAAUCAGCUCUCGAUUCUCAACGGCCAUGCGGCGAAAUGUUGGAUUCAAGAGGGGAUCAAGGUCUUGGAUAUCAAGACUUGCUCCAGCCAAGGCAACCGUCGUAUUCCUACAAUGGACACGGUCAUGAUCGAAUCUUCCUGCGCUCCCACCGCCGCUGCCGCCACUACCUUAUUUCCCAUUUUAUUCUUUUCAACCCGACAUUUUUUUACGACAGCUUAGGAACGCCGACAAGGUGAAGCGGAUAGUUUUUUUUGGAGAGGACGUGAAGGAUGAUUACCCAUGAAACUCGAAUGUAUUCCCUCAAGCGCAUUCUUUUCUGUAUAUGCAACCAUAGAUUGCGAUUUUCCGUAUCUUAUCUCGGGGAGGAGACUUGGUUUCAAUCGAACUGUCCAAUUUCCCAAAAGCUUU